Molecule: messenger RNA, 2436 nt
Organism: Hemicordylus capensis (graceful crag lizard)
Lineage: Eukaryota; Metazoa; Chordata; Lepidosauria; Squamata; Cordylidae
Product: vomeronasal type-2 receptor 26-like
Exons: 5
Coding region: 1-2436 (811 amino acids)
Biological process (GO): G protein-coupled receptor signaling pathway
Cellular component (GO): membrane
Molecular function (GO): G protein-coupled receptor activity
Source: RefSeq, a predicted model, not a curated record
AUGGAAUGCAACUCUCCUUUUAGUGUGUUGACUAAGAACUACCAGCAAAUCCUGGCCUUGGCAUUUGCAGUAAAGGAGAUUAAUGGAAAUCCUCAGCUCUUACCCAAUGUCACCUUGGGCUUUCACAUCUAUGACAGUUACUUCAAUGCCAAAUGGACAUAUCAUGCCACAAUGCUACUGAUAUCUUCCCUUGAGAGAUUUGUCCCCAACUAUGAAUGUGACAGCCAGAAUAAGCUAACAGCCAUCAUUGGAGCACUGGACUCCCAAAUCUCCCUUUAUGUGGCCACGGUCUUGGAUAUCUUCAAGAUUCCACAGCUCAUCUAUGGCUCUCCUCCAGUCAUGCACGAUAAAAUCCCUGGUCUUCCUUUCUACCAGAUGGCCCCUAAGGAAGCCCUUCAGUAUGCAGGGAUUCUCUCUUUGCUUCUGCAUUUCAGAUGGAUCUGGAUCGGAGUCAUAAUUAUGGAUAAUGAUGAUACUGGAGAAAGAUUUCUGCAAAUGGUGCUACCAGAGUUCUCCAGGAGUGGUGUCUGCUUUGCCUUCAUAGAAAGAAGCCCCAAACUCACUUUUGCUUCUGAAAUUAAGGAAGUGUUGCAGCAGGGGGCAAAAAUACAUGAUAAAAUAAUGGAAGGCAAAGCCAAUGUAAUUCUUGUCAAUGGAGAAUCAUAUACUACGAUGUUUAUGAGAUGGUUGCCUUAUCUGUCAGAACAGGAACACAUGGCAAAUGAAGCAAAAGGGCAAGUGUGGAUAAUGACAGCCCAGAUGGAGCUCACUUCAGUGGUCUAUCAAAGGACAUGGGAUAUAGACAUGUUCCAUGGUGCUCUGUCCUUCACAAUUCAUUCCAACGACCCACCAGGUUUUCACCAGUUUGUUGAGAGCAGGAACCCUUCCAGCACUCAAGGAGAUGGUUUCAUCAGGGACUUUUGGCAACAUGCAUUCAGUUGUGUAUUCCCCAGUAUAGUUCUGGGCAAGGUGGAAGGGGAUAUCUGCUCUGGGGAGGAGAAGCUGGAGAAUCUACCUGGACCUUUCUUUGAAAUGAGGAUGACUGGGCACAGCUACAAUGUAUACAAUGCUGUCUAUACUGUAGCUCAUGCAUUACAGGCCCUGUCAUUAUCAAGACUAAAACAGAGAACAGGGGUGCAUCGAGAGGGGCUAUGGUUUCAGAAAAAAGAAUUCUGGCAGCUCCAUCAUUUUCUGAGACAUAUCUCAUUUAACAACAGUGUGGGGGACAGAGUUUCUUUUGACAAGGAUGGGGAGCUAGUUGCUGGAUUUGAUGUUAUCAAUUGGAUUUUUUCUUCAAACCAGUCCCUUCUUAGAGUGAAAGUUGGGUGGAUGGAUCCGCAGGCUCCUCCAAACCAAGCAUUCAUAAUAAAUGAAGAUGCCAUAACAUGGCACAGAUGGUUUAACCAGGUACAACCACAUUCUGCAUGUAGCAAGACUUGCUAUCCAGGUUCCAGAAGGCAAAUGAAGGAGGGGAGACCAUUUUGCUGCUACAAAUGCAUCCCAUGUCCAGAAGGAAAGAUUUCAAGCCAGAAGGACCUGAAUGACUGUUCUGAAUGUGAAGAUGGAAACUAUCCAAACAAAGAACAUGACGUGUGUAUUCCCAAGGCUGUGUCCUUCUUAUCUUAUGAAGAAACUUUGGGGAUCAGUUUAGCCUGUAUUGCGGUUUCCUUUUCUUUGAUCACAGCUUUGGUGCUAGGAAUAUUUUUGAAGCACCACGAUACUCCUCUUGUUAAAGCCAACAACUGCAACCUCACCUACACUCUCCUCAUCUCCCUCCUCCUCUGCUUUCUCUGUGCAUUGCUGUUCAUUGGCCAGCCUUGGAAGGUGACGUGUCUCCUCCGACAAACAGUUUUUGGCAUCAUUUUUUCAGUGGCUGUUUCUUGUGUGCUGGCAAAAACUACCACAGUGGUUCUGGCAUUCCUGGCCACCAAGCCAGGGUCCAAGAUGAGGAACUGGGUGGGGAGGAGACUGGCCACCUCCAUUGUCCUUUCCUGUUCUCUUCUACAAGUAGGCAUCUGUACUGUGUGGUUGGCAACCUCUCCUCCAUUUCCAGGUGCUGACAAGCACUCAAUGGCUGAAGAAAUCAUCCUGGAAUGUAAGGAGGGAUCAGCUGUCAUGUUUUACUGUGUCUUGAGCUAUAUGGGUUUCCUUGCAAUUGUCAGUUUCACUGUGGCUUUCUUUUCCAGGAAGUUACCUGACAGUUUCAAUGAAGCCAAAUUCAUCACUUUCAGUAUGUUGGUCUUUUGCAGUGUUUGGUUUUCUUUCAUUCCAACCUACUUGAGCUCCAAGGGGAAAUACAUGGUCGCUGUGGAGGUCUUUUCUAUCUUAGCCUCCAGUGUGGGAUUGCUGGGUUGUGUCUUUGCUCCCAAAUGUUACAUUAUUGUCUUGAGGCCUGAGUUGAAUAAUAAGGAACACCUAAUUAGAAGAAGAAAGUGA